AUUGUCUUUAGUUGCUUUAAGUGCUGCUGUAGGAAAAGAUACAAAUCAUUUUAUCACCGGUUAGGGGAUGAAAUUGUUUUCUCUGAUUCUCAGCUGUCAGAACACCAACUUUUUGCAGAAAAUAUUGUGAAAAAUUUGUUGGAAAUAAUGCAACAUCUGAAUACUAAUGAUCACCCUGGUAUUUCCAAAGAUAUAAUUGGGACUGGUAGUGCCUUUGAAGGUCUGAAGGUCAAACCAGAAAUAGAGUUUGAUUUCAUGAUUCCAAUCUCUAUAAAAACAGUGGUGGUCCAUAGUUGCAGAAGCAAUAAAUCUCCAACACCAGGAAUCUUUCUAGACAAAAUGUGUGAUGAUGGCUAUCUUUCAGCUAAGGCUGUCCGAGAAUGGUUCCAGUCCUUAGCUGAUAGGGCAGCCAAUAUGCUUAAAAAAAGGGGCAUAAACCUUAAGUUUUUACAACAGGGACCUGCUCGUACACUGAAAAUCAUGACGAGUGGAGAGGUGACAAUUUCCAUUGAUUUGGUCCCUGCAGUAAAAUAUCAGAAUGUUUACCUUGUAGCAAAAACAUAUGAAGGCUAUUUACCGGAGUCCAGUAAAGACAUCGUGUGGAGGCUCUCAUUCUCAGUUCAAGAAAAAGCAUUUUUGGAACAGAAGACUUUGAGUUUACCUAAGAAUGCUUGUCAUAAAAAGGCUCUUCAGAUUCUCAAGUACUUGAAACAAGAAGAAAGGAAUUCCAAAAGAUCACCACCACACUGGUGCACAAGUUUAAGCUAUUACCAUUUGAAAACUCUUUGGCUCCAUCAGUUGCAUAAGACACCCACAAGUCAAUGGCAUGACAAUCAACUGAAAGAAAGAGUAGCAGAGAUACUGGAUCAUUUGAUAGGAAGUCUGGAGUCAGAAACCCUUUAUCAUUUCUUCAUGGGAAACACAGAACUGACUGAAGAGGCUGCUACAUUGUGUAUCCCAAGAAGAUUUCUGAGGACUCAUUUAAAAAGUAACUUAUAUGAUGGAAUUCAUCCUGACACAAUGUAUCAGGCUCUGCUUCAGCUCAAAAGUAUUCAAAUAAGUAUAGACUCAUAUGUUGAAAAUUUACUUUUAGCACUGUCAGAAGAAAACAGAGUUCACUUUGCAAGCAACAUUAGAAUAAUCUAAUUUCAUAACCAUAUGUGCAACUGUAUAAUAUGUAGAGCUUAAAAUUACUUUUAUCCACCUCAUAUUCUGAGUUACAAUCUGUCAGCAGUUCCUGUAUCUUGUCAGGCACAUCUACAAGCAACUGUAUCAAAUGCUAUUUGUUGUAAGCGUCUCACACACAAAAAUACUAUUUAUGAAC
This is a messenger RNA of Protopterus annectens (West African lungfish), 1324 nucleotides long. RefSeq names its product inositol 1,4,5-trisphosphate receptor-interacting protein-like. The coding region runs from base 148 to 1146 and encodes 332 amino acids. NCBI's taxonomy places the organism in Eukaryota, Metazoa, Chordata, Ceratodontiformes, Protopteridae. The transcript is spliced from 2 exons. The record is from RefSeq and is a predicted model, not a curated record.